ACUGAGGAGCCUUAGGGCCCUUCCAAGGAAAUACAACAAAUCUUCCCUCUCUCUCUCCAUUUCUUUCCUUUUCCUUUCAUUUCCUCUCUCCCUCUAGAGUCAAGGGGAAAAAAAAAAAAGAAAGAUAAAAAUUGCGGUCUCCCUCUAGAGCGCUGGCAGUCUGGUCUAGUGGUAGACCGGUAGUAGUUCCAAAUGCCGACAUCUUCUAGAAGGUCCAGCGGGCCGGUGUUGCCUAUAGCGUUGGCGUUUCAGCGCUCCGUGUCUCCGUCUGGCCGGUUUUAUUCCCCGCCCACCGCCUCCGACAUGUCAUCCUUUUCUUCAUCCACCUCGUCCAGCUUUUGCUCCUCCACUUCAUCCAGCUUCUUCCACCGAUCGGCGUCUCCCACGCGCGUUAACCUCCACGGACUGGCUCCGAUUUCUCCGACGCCGUCGGUACGGAUGUCCAUCGACAGAUCCAUCUCGCCUCGCCGGUCCGUGGCGAUGUCGUCACCUCGGGACCACCACCACCACCAGGUGGUUCGCAAGCAGAGCAGCUGCAAGAGAACCUGCUUGUGUUCUCCCACCAGCCACCCAGGUUCCUUCAGGUGUAGUUUGCACAAGAACUUAAACAAGGCGCCGCCGCCGCAGCAGCAGUCGCCGUCCUACUCGUUGAAGAAUCUGACCAUUCAGAGAUCGGCGAUGAAGAAUUCGCUCGUCCGGAUCGGGACAGUUGAAGGCGAUUUGGUAAAGCGAGCUUUAGCGGCUCUGAUUAGGCCUUCGUCGCAUCAGAUUCGCCGCCGCAGCGAUUUCCAGAGAAGGCCGAGCCGGCUCUCAGCCAUGUCCAAAGCCGGAGAUCCGUAGACACAGGUUGGUCUGACAAUUUUUGAUAUUAUCCGAUAAUUUUUGUCUGCCAGCGUUUUCCGGCGAAGAUGUCGGUGCCGAUCAAGAUAGACGAGAAACCGGCGGUCGUUUUCUGUACUCCGGCGAUUCGAAGUACCAAAGGAAACAGAUAGUAGCAGAGUUUUGAAACAGGGAGGGGACCCCAAGUGAAAGUGAAAUCUAUCACUUCCUUGUACAUAGUGAAUUGCUUGGAGCUCUAUGAUUGCUAGUAUUGCAAUUGUUUGGAGGACAUUUUCGGACAAAAGAUUGAACACAUUACAUUGAAUUGGCCAACUAAUGCUAAAAUAUUACUCUGACAAUAACAAUAAUAAUUAUAAUAAUGGGUAAAAAAAAAAGGGCUGGUGAAGUUGUAUCGUUCGUCAUUUGAACUCAAAUCAAUUCGUCCGGAUGAACUGUGUGUGCGUAUGUUGUUGUCCAUGAACUGUGCGUUCUCGGCGCCGGGAUCUCCGUUCAGUUCACCGUUACGUGUUCAUAUUUUCCGUUCCGUUCAGCCGUGCAAGGUACGUUCGUUCAGCAUUACGUAUUUUUUUUUAUCUACUCCUAUUUUGUACGUACUAGUACUUAUUAUUUAUUUUUGUUAUACUAGUACUGCUAUGCUGUUUUUGUUGGUUGUGUAUUUGACAGGCGUAUGGCAUCAUGAGCUCAUCCUAGGUGGGGAACGGACUUCAAAACACUUUUUUGGACUAAUAGAUAGUAAUAGAAGAUAACGUCUUGACAUUGGAUGCUGGCUGGCAAUAUGAAAUUUUGGACCUUGAAACUAGCACUUACCCCACCUAGGGAUCGUUGCUUGGAGCUUAUUCCUAUGGACAUUUUUUUAAAAGAAAAAA
Messenger RNA from Coffea arabica (coffee), 1706 nucleotides. RefSeq lists its product as uncharacterized. The record is from RefSeq and is a predicted model, not a curated record. NCBI's taxonomy places the organism in Eukaryota, Viridiplantae, Streptophyta, Magnoliopsida, Gentianales, Rubiaceae.